AUGUCUGCUCGAUCGCCACGUCGACUCCAGGCUGCUCCGGGCAGCAGCAGUCGUCGUUCCAACUCCCACUCGCCCCUGCGGCUCUCUUCUUCCCACUUCUCAUCAGCUGCCCUCCAAAUUCCCAAGGAGCCCGAGGCUGCCAGUCUCUAUCACUGGGCCAUCUCAAUGGUGCUGAAGCUGCGCCUUAAACCGAAUGCUGGCGAUCUGACUCGUCUCUUGACGUCAGCUGGUGUCCCAACAACCUUUGUGGGUCAACAGAGCAACACUCGGGUUCUAGAAAACCCCAUCACAGCCUUCCUGGCUCUGGAAUUUCAGACGUACCUUCCCAACCAAACUGUUCCACGCGCUGUGACUGACAGAAGCACGGCGGAACUGCUUUUCCUCAUUGCAGAGGCUGGUCACUUCCUGCUGGCCAUUGAAGCCUUCAGUCGCCUCUGUUUAGCCGACUAUGCUCCCGAUACCAAGACACCUCAGUCCAGGCAGUCCAAAGCGAGGCCUGUCCGGUCGGCCAUCGCUAUAUGUCCUGCAUUCUUCCAAUUUACGAGUAUCCCCGGCCCCGUGGUGGAGGCUUUCCUAGGCGCUGUUAUGAACGUCUGCUUAGCUGCUGGCGAAGCCAGUGCCUCCUUCUUGCGCGCCAUUGUUUCUUCCAUCCUGCUCUUUACUUUGCCGAAAACUUCCUCGAGCGGAUGGCAGAAUAACUCUCGAGCCAAUUGGUUGUUAGAUCAUAUACUGCGCACAGCUUACUGGCUGAAUACGGCCUACUUAGAUACUGCGUCAAUGAAUGCCCCAGAGGAGUGGUGGUACGGUGCUGUUGGACAGGAGUUGCGACCUUCUCUUUUGGUAGGCAUCCAAGCUAUGCCGACCGAGGAGCCCUCCGACGUGACUGAAAGUCUCAAUCCGGUCAACGAGUCCUCCAACUGGGGUUUCUACCGCAUUCUCUCCUCCUCUUGGGCCGACGGUUUAUCCUCCCUGAUACCCGCUAAUGAGCUCUCUCGCCUGGUCUGGGGUGGUCAGCGUGGUGGUGGAGGUGACGAUGCUGCU
Dibothriocephalus latus is the source of this 1041-nucleotide messenger RNA. Lineage: Eukaryota; Metazoa; Platyhelminthes; Cestoda; Diphyllobothriidea; Diphyllobothriidae. The record is from the annotation of a GenBank genome assembly.